CUUCUAGCGAAAAAGAUGUGAAAAUGAAAGUUGGUGUGUGCAAACGAAUGAGUGCUAGAGCUCGAGUAAAAAGAGAAAUGCGCCUGGCUAGGAGAGGAAGAGACGAAAAAGCGGAGCAGCAUCAAAGCGAGCACGUUAUUCUGACUGCCGGGACAAUCGCUUCAGUGGAGGCUUGGGGCAGCUGCCAGAGGUCAGCGGUGGUGGCGAGUCGCGAGGGCAACGGAUGGGAAGUCCGAAUGUCCAACUCGAGGCGCAAGCCCUACUUUUACAACAAGGAGACAAACCAGUCCUCCUGGGACCGUCCUGACGAAGUAGCCCCCAAUGAAGUGAAAAGUCCGUCCGCGCGAGCCAUCUCCUCGUCAAGCACCGCGAUAGCCGCCGUCCCUCCAGCUGGAAAGAGGUCAGCAACUUUUUCAUUUCUUCAUCUACAACAACAAUUUUUGCUUAUAGCUGGUUGUGACGAAGCCAUUGACAUCCUGGAAGGAUACAAGGACCAAAUCGAAUCGAGUCGCGAUCAGUUUGCCACCUUUUCCGCCCUCGCCAAAGAAAAUUCAGACUGCUCGUCUGCCUCUCGAAAUGGCGAUCUCGGCACGUUCGAACGCGGCCAGAUGCAAAAGCCGUUCGAGGACGCGACGUUUGCCCUCCAGGUCGGAGAGAUGAGUGGGAUCGUCGAGACGGACAGUGGCGAAUUCUACGGACCAGAUGGGAAUAAUAGGGGAGGACGUCAUCUGCACUGCCCUCCCAUUUCGGCAAUCAGUAACCAGUCGAAUUGGCGUUUGGCCCAUGAGGGAGGGCGAUGGGAAAAGGAUGAAGAGUGGUUGCAUUCUACGACAUAUAACGUACAGAGGGGCUCAUGUGGCGCGUUUACGUCAAAUGGCAACACCAGUUCGACGGCAGCGGAACAAGCCGAAAAAAAGGAGCAGCAACUAUUGUACAGGGGGGAAGGGUUAAAUUUUCAGUGGCAAGCGAGGGUUAAAUUUUCAAUUGCUUCUAGGGGCAUUCUUUUCGCGGCAUUUGCGUUCGUGUUUGGCUCGGUUCUGCCUAAGGACCAUCUGCCAACUAGCAAACGGCACAAAACCCGAAACAAAGGAAGAAGGAUAAAAGAAUGCCCAGUCGCACCAGUUUGGAUUACCGCAUUGUUUGGUGCAGACGUACGGUCGCAGAUCCCGGUGUCGGUUCUCGCAUCCCUCUGCGCGCGCCUUUCGAUGAAACGACUUGCCGCAGCUCGAACACGUGUACGGCUUGAUAGAGAUGAUGCCUUCUGCUGGCGAGUAGACACUGUCGAUGGUGUUCUGCGGGUGAGGUGGAGGGGAGAGAUUGGGUAUGGUGGGGGUUUUGAGGCCGAGGGUGUAGAGGUCAGAUGCGUGCUCAUGUGGGAUAGGAAUGGGCUCGAGAACAUAGUGCGCGUCGUCUAUAGAGGAGAGAUGGUCAUCUAUAGGCGCAGGUUAGCGGCGGAGUGCACAAGUGUGAUAAGCAUGCCCUCUAGACUGUACGCAAACUCCCGAAGGGAGAGUAUAAGGGCUCGACUCGUCCAUCAUCGACUCCCCAAGCGUACCGUUAAAGGG
This is a messenger RNA of Acaulospora colombiana, 1565 nucleotides long. The record is from the annotation of a GenBank genome assembly. NCBI's taxonomy places the organism in Eukaryota, Fungi, Glomeromycota, Glomeromycetes, Diversisporales, Acaulosporaceae.